AUGAACGUGGUGGCUGUUUGUUUUGUUCUGUCUUCGCUUGCACCAGCCGGUAUAUUGUCGGCACAGCCCGAUACACAGAAACAACAGUUGGAAGCGGAGAAGAAAGUAAGAGCAGAUGUGAUAGUGAAAGAAGGGCAGAGAGUAAUCGUGUUUGAAUACGAGAAAGAAGGUCUUUCAAUUUCACCCCAUAAGCAUAAGGCCACAGAUGAGAUAGUCGACAUGAGCUCCACUUCCACUGUCGGAGACAGAUUAUCGGAGGCGGCAAUGACAAUAAAAGAGAGAGCCAAAGAAGCCGCCUCUGUUCUCCCGAAUCUCGGCCAAGGUCUUUCUACUUCAACACCACCAUCAGAUGGCGCCCAUCAAUCCACUCCCGGAGAGCUAAUUUGCGACACCUUGGGUAAGUGCAAGCACCAAGUCGCCGGUGUUUUCAGUAAAGCGAAGGACAUAGCUCAAGAAGGAACAGAGCACGCCAAGGAGAAGGCCAAAGCCAUGGCAGCCCACCUGUUCGAAGAAGGGUCUGAUAAAGCGAAAGGAGUCAGAGAUGCUGUCAUCGAUAUGACCAGAAUCGCUGGAGAAAACUUAGCCGGUACCAUCUCCGACAAGAUGAAGAAAACCCGCGAUGAAGCCGCCGGAAAAAUGAAGCAAGCCGAGGAAAAGGCAGAAGACGUGGUGAAGAAAAGUGCUAAUCAGGUAAAAGAGAACCUGAAGGAGGUUUUCCGACGAGGACACGAGGUGGUUUUCAAAGCCAUGAGAAGUAGAGUGUCGCCGGAGAACAGGGGGGCUUUGAUGGGUGUAGUUCGGCUGCUUGGGUUCGCAACUGCUUAUGGGAUGUCCGUGUGGGUAACGUUCGUGUCGGGCUAUGUAUUGGCAGAAGCUCAAUUGAGGCAACAAUUCGGGAUUGUACAGAGUAAGAUCUACCCUGUUUACUUCAGGGCCAUGGCUUACAGCAUUGGGCUCUCGCUGCUCGGGUUGUGGUUUAGCCAGGGUCGUCGCCGGCCCGAGAAGGUUCAAAGCUAUAAUCUGCUUGCGUUUUUAAUGGUCCUUGCCAAUUUAUUUUACUUGGAGCCUCGUGCCUCUAAGGUAAUGUUCGAGAGGAUGAAGAUAGAGAAGGAAGAAGGGAGAGGGACGGACGGCGCAGACAUUGUGAUCAACAAACCACCGGCACCGUCGCACUCGCAGCCAGUCGGGGUUGCGAGCACUGCAUCCACCAUCAAUGGCAGCAGCGCCGCUGACAAGGGAAGAGUGUUGAACCAAAGGCUGAAGAGGUUUAAUACUCACUUGUCGUUCCUCAAUAUCUUGACUCUGAUGGCUCUUACGUGGCAUCUCGUUGACUUGGGUCAUCGUCUGCACUUUACUUGCUGA
This is a messenger RNA of Telopea speciosissima, 1362 nucleotides long. RefSeq lists its product as uncharacterized. The coding region runs from base 1 to 1362 and encodes 453 amino acids. The transcript has 3 exons. Lineage: Eukaryota; Viridiplantae; Streptophyta; Magnoliopsida; Proteales; Proteaceae. The record is from RefSeq and is a predicted model, not a curated record.